AUGAGUGCAUUUGAAUGUCAGAAAUGUGAAAAUGAAGAGAACGAGGAAGAAGAAGAGGAGGAGGAUCAGUGUCCUACAGUAAUACGAAGGUCCUACUCUGCCGAUUGGCUGCACAACGAUGACUCUUCUGGAGCCGACGAGGAUUCUGAAGAGGAUUCAGAUGCCGAGUUUCUGGUUCAUCCUUGCUUGAGAAGUAUUAUCAAAUCGAAAUCCGCUUAUGCGGUUCCCAGAAGUCGCGGAGAUGACUUGGCAUUGGCCAAAAAUAGCAGUAUUAAGCCAAGCAAAACAAGCUUUGAGAUCUCCCUCUCCAGAAUGAUCGAAUCCACCAGUAAAAGUAUUGCACAGGAAAUUGAAUAUUCUGUAGCCGAUCUUCUGCCGACCCUAGAUGAAACGUGGCCGGAUCCAGAAGAAGACGAAGAGGAGACGAGGAAAAAGAGGAAGAAAUCGAAUGUAAUGAGAUACUCUCCAAGUCUCUCAUCUGAUCUCUCGCUAAAUCUCAAAGGGAAAGAAGACGAUGAAGAUGAAGAGGUCAAAAAUGAGCACCGCCCAUGUUGGUCGUCCCCACCGAACUUCUUCGACGACAGCUUCAGAAGCGUGUCUCCUUUGAAUCAAAAAUGCUGGUCAGCUCCAGAUCUAGAAGACGUCAAAUUCCCAGCCCUAGAAGAGCCUCCGACAAUUCCUUCGAUUCCAAUUUUGAAGGAAUUAAUCGAUGAAUCGUGCCUGGGAUAUCCCGUGAUAGAGACUCCAGAUAAUGACCCAUCCGUUUGCUCAUACCGUCUACCAUCAUCGCUUGGCUCCGCCCCCUCACCCAGUCCACCCCGCCCACUUUCACCGGUCUGGCCCGAGAGAACCGUCGCUAGCUUUGGCUGGUCUGAUGGCGUCCAACGGGCUGUUCACAGAUCUGCCACGUUUCAAAUCAAUCGAUAUCUUGAAGAGAAUACGGUAUCCCCACCGCCAGUGAGGAUUACUGUAUCUCGAUCCGCCCACUCCCAGCUUUACAAUUUGGGAGCCGAUGAGACAGAGGACGAUGCUGAAAAUGAAAAUGAUGACGUGGCUAAUUCAGAAAAUAUGAAUGGAGGAGAGAAUUGCAGCUCUGGAGUGUCACAGUUGGAUGAGACGGAGUGGUUGGUGUGGAAUUUUCAGUUUCAGAAGUUGUAG
Caenorhabditis briggsae is the source of this 1158-nucleotide messenger RNA. It is a transcript of the gene Cbr-jip-1, whose product is annotated as Protein CBR-JIP-1. Bases 1 to 1158 code for a protein of 385 amino acids. Lineage: Eukaryota; Metazoa; Nematoda; Chromadorea; Rhabditida; Rhabditidae. The transcript has 7 exons. The record is from RefSeq and is a predicted model, not a curated record.